Molecule: messenger RNA, 1356 nt
Organism: Sturnus vulgaris (Common starling)
Lineage: Eukaryota; Metazoa; Chordata; Aves; Passeriformes; Sturnidae
Source: RefSeq, a predicted model, not a curated record
AGGUGCGGGCAGCAGGCUGCGGGAAUGGCGUCCGUGGUGCUGAGCGAGGCGGAGAAGCUCUACAUCGUGCACGGCGUCCAGGAAGACCUUCGUGUAGAUGGUCGAGGCUGUGAAGACUACAGAUGUGCAGAAGUAGAAACAGAUGUUGUAUCGAACACAGGUGGAUCUGCAAGAGUAAAGCUGGGAGAAACUGAUAUCUUGGUAGGCAUAAAAGCUGAAAUGGGGACACCAAAGCUGGAGAAACCAGACGAAGGUUACCUGGAAUUUUUUGUUGACUGUUCUUCAAAUUCUCCUGAGUUGGAAGGCCGGGGAGGAGAAGAGCUUGGCACAGAUAUAGCAAAUACUCUGUACAGAGUAUUCAGCUGCGAGAACAGUGUAGACUUGAAAUCCCUUUGUAUUAAUCCCAAAGAGCACUGCUGGGUUCUCUAUGUGGAUGUAUUGUUACUGGAAUGUGGUGGGAACAUCUUUGAUGCAAUCUCUAUCGCAGUGAAGGCAGCUCUCUUUAACACAAGAAUACCCAAAGUGCGUGUUCUGGAGGAUGAAGAAGGCACCAAAGAGAUUGAGCUCUCUGAUGAUCCUUAUGACUGUAUACGACUUAAUGUAGAUGAGGUGCCCUGUAUUGUCACACUAAGCAAAAUUGGAUAUAGGCACGUGGUGGAUGCUACCCUUCAGGAAGAAGUCUGUUCUUUGGCAAGCCUGCUUAUUUCAGUGACCAGUAAGGGUGCCAUCACUUCUAUGAAGAAGGUGGGGAAAGGUAGCCUGGAUCCUGAGAGUAUUUUUGAAAUGAUGGAGACAGGACAAAGGGUAGGCAAGUCACUUCACAUAGCCCUUCAGAAGAUUUUGGAUGAAGAAGAGAGUUUGGGGACUUCACGACCAAAAGUUGGAUUUCUAGGAUGAAUUUUUGUUAAAUGUUCAAAACUGUUUUUAAUUGAUUGUGCAAUCUUGUCAGUUUGUAUAUAAAGUAAAGGUUUUUUUUUUUGUUCCAGUAGAGUCAUCCUCCUGGCUAAGAGGCUUUCAGAAUGUUACUAAGAAUGAAGAAAGCUACAGUUAAAGGCACAUAAGCAAAUUUGAGGUGCUUUCCAUGUGGGUAGCUGCUGGCACCUAGGAGGUGAACCAGCAGCAAUUGGUGCUGUUGCCUGGGAAGUGCUUGAGUCUGUUUUCCAGAGUGACUGGUGUACUUUCCAUUUCAUUCUGUUUUCAUGUGUUUCACUUCUGUAAACUAACUGCUGUGUCCUAGAAUGCAUAUGGGAUUGUCUUCCCAGUGCAACACAAAUGAGAGCAGCACUAGGUGGAAAUCUUCCUUCAAAUUAUCUUACUGUUCUUUGAAUAAAAUGUGGUUAGAUUUUACUAUAAAUA